UGGAUGGAGAUGGAGAAUGGGAUGGAGAAUAUCCUCCAACCAUCAGGAAACUGUUCCAAUGGAAGCCGACUGAACAAAGACCUGAGACAUUAUCUCAACCAGCGGUUUCAGAAAGGAUCGCCGGAUCACGAUCUGCAGCAGACUAUUCGAGAUAACCUUUAUCGCCAUGCUGUGCCUUGCACAACUCGCCCUCCAAGAGAAGGAGAAGUGCCUGGUGUGGACUAUAACUUUCUGACUGUGCAGGAAUUUCUGGAGCUGGAGCGAAGUGGGACCCUUCUGGAAGUAGGAACUUAUGAAGGUAACUAUUAUGGAACGCCCAAGCCUCCGAGCCAGCCCGUCAGUGGGAAAGUGACUUCCACCGAUGCUCUGCAAAACCUGCAGUCCGGCUCCAAGCAGUCGACUCCAAAGCGGACCAAAUCUUACAAUGAUAUGCAAAAUGCUGGCAUAGUGCAUACAGAGAAUGAGGAAGAGGAUGAUGUACCUGAAAUGAGCAGUAGCUUCACAGCAGAGUCUGGUGACCAAGGCGAGCAUAAUACGCAUAUCACACGAGAGAGAGCCCCGCCGUCUGUGAUUGAUAGCCACACCAACGUUCCCACCACGGAACCAUCUCAGAACCUCCCUCAAUACCUACCUCCUUCUGCCGAGGAUAACCUAGGUCCUCUGCCAGAAAACUGGGAGAUGGCCUACACCGAGAACGGAGAAGUCUAUUUUAUAGACCAUAAUACAAAAACAACAUCUUGGCUAGAUCCACGGUGCCUGAACAAACAGCAGAAGCCUCUAGAAGAAUGUGAAGAUGAUGAAGAAGGGGUACACACGGAGGAACUGGACAGUGAACUAGAAUUGCCUGCUGGUUGGGAGAAAAUUGAGGAUCCCGUAUAUGGUGUCUACUAUGUAGACCACAUCAACCGGAAGACACAAUAUGAAAACCCUGUUCUUGAAGCGAAGAGGAAGAAACAGCUGGAGCAACAGCAACAACCACCAGAAGAAUGGACAGAGGAGUGUCCAUCUCUCCCACCACCCGCUGCUCCAAACCAUGUUUCAAACAACCAAGAAGCAGUUCGGGAGGCACCAGUGCAAGGAAAACCCUUUUUUACCCGAAACCCUUCUGAGUUGAAAGGGAAGUUCAUCCAUACCAAGCUAAGGAAAAGCAGCAGGGGAUUCGGCUUCACUGUCGUUGGAGGGGAUGAACCGGAUGAAUUUCUCCAAAUCAAAAGUUUGGUGCUUGACGGCCCCGCAGCAUUGGAUGGCAAAAUGGAAACAGGGGAUGUCAUCGUCAGCGUGAAUGAUACCUGCGUGCUGGGCCAUACUCACGCUCAAGUUGUGAAAAUCUUCCAGUCCAUUCCCAUCGGAGCCAGCGUGGACCUUGAACUGUGCCGAGGCUACCCUCUGCCCUUUGAUCCCGAUGAUCCCAACACAAGCCUGGUUACGUCCGUGGCGAUUUUGGAUAAAGAGCCGAUCAUUGUGAACGGGCAGGAAAAUUACGACUCUCCGGCGAGCCACAGUAGUAAAACGGGGAAGGUAAAUGGCACAAAGGAAGCAAGGCCAAGCAGCCCAGCUGAAGUCUCUUCCAAUGGAUCCCAUGGCUACCCCAAUGAUACGGUCUCUUUGGCGUCUUCGAUAGCAACACAGCCUGAACUCAUAACUGUGCAUAUAGUGAAAGGGCCUAUGGGCUUUGGUUUUACUAUAGCGGACAGUCCUGGUGGGGGCGGCCAAAGAGUGAAACAAAUUGUAGACAGCCCGCGGUGCCGAGGCCUGAAGGAGGGCGACCUUAUAGUUGAAGUCAACAAGAAGAAUGUGCAGAGCCUCACCCACAACCAGGUGGUGGAUAUGCUGAUUGAAUGCCCUAAAGGGAGCGAAGUCACGUUGCUGGUGCAGCGAGGAGGACUGCCGGUCCCAAAGAAGAGCCCAAAGUCGCAACCACUUGAAAGGAAAGACAGCCAAAACAGUUCUCAGCACAGCGUCUCUAGCCACCGCAGCGGGCACACUGCUUCCCCCGUUCACAGCACGCAGGUGCUGCCGGACUACGCCGCCUCUGAAGCACCGGCCGCAGAUCAACCGGACAGUUCUGGGCAGAAAAAGCCAGAUCCGUUCAAAAUCUGGGCCCAGUCCAGGAGCAUGUAUGAAAGCCGACGGAUUAGCUGUAUUCCUGACCUUGCAGGCUCUGGGGCCAGAUCAUGCCGUUCUACGGAGAAAUGCAGCGACUGCACUUCCUCACUGCCCGUGCAUCUAGUUGAAAUAGGAAAAAGGGGCAGAGAGCUGUGGCCCGGUGACUUUUCAGUCCUGCAGAGCUCCUUCAGCUGCCCCAGACUGCCGAGAUCAAGGCCAGCCCAUGGCAACGCUAUGUCACCUUCGCCUGCAGCUGGACUGAGCAAGGGUGAAAGAGAGAGAGAAAUCAAUUCCACAAGUUUUGGAGAAUUUCCAGAUUAUCAAGAGCAGGACAUCUUUCUAUGGAGAAAGGAAACCGGUUUUGGAUUUAGGAUUCUAGGUGGAAAUGAGCCUGGAGAGCCUAUUUACAUUGGUCACAUUGUACCGCUGGGUGCUGCAGAUGCUGAUGGCCGUCUGAGAUCGGGUGAUGAGCUCAUCUGUGUGGAUGGGACACCCGUUGUUGGAAAAUCGCAUCAGCUUGUUGUCCAGCUUAUGCAACAGGCAGCCAAGCAAGGUCAUGUCAAUCUGACCGUAAGGCGCAAAGUAGUUUACACAGUUCCCAAGGCAGAGAACGAAGUCCCAUCUCCGGCCUCUUCCCACCAUAGCAGCAACCAGCCGGCCUCGCUGACGGAGGAGAAGCGGACCCCGCAGGGCAGCCAGAACUCCCUGAACACCGUCAGCUCGGGCAGCGGCAGCACCAGCGGCAUCGGUAGCGGUGGUGGCGGUGGCAGCGGUGUCGUCAGCACUGUGGUCCAGCCCUAUGAUGUCGAGAUCCGCCGUGGCGAAAACGAAGGCUUCGGCUUCGUCAUUGUGUCUUCAGUGAGCCGGCCGGAGGCGGGGACGACGUUUGCGGGAAAUGCAUGUGUGGCCAUGCCUCACAAAAUAGGUCGGAUAAUUGAAGGGAGUCCCGCAGACCGCUGUGGCAAGCUGAAAGUAGGCGACCGGAUCUUGGCUGUGAAUGGAUGCUCCAUCACCAACAAAUCGCAUUCAGACAUCGUCAACCUAAUUAAGGAGGCGGGAAACACCGUUACUCUGCGCAUCAUUCCAGGAGAUGAAUCCUCCAAUGCUACUUUAUUGACCAACGCAGAAAAAAUUGCUACAAUUACAACCACGCAUACUCCUCAGCAAAUACCACAGGAGAGCAGCAGGAACAACGCCAAACCAAAGCAGGAAUCCCAGUUUGACUUCAAACCACCCCAAGCAGCGCAGCAGCAGGACCAAGAUUUUUAUACUGUUGAGCUGGAAAGAGGAGCCAAAGGGUUUGGCUUUAGCCUACGAGGUGGCCGGGAGUAUAAUAUGGACCUGUACGUGUUGCGGCUAGCUGAGGAUGGUCCAGCUGAGAGAUGUGGGAAGAUGAGGAUCGGUGAUGAAAUCUUAGAGAUCAAUGGGGAGACUACCAAGAACAUGAAGCACGCUCGGGCCAUAGAACUGAUUAAAAACGGUGGCCGCAGGGUCCGCCUGUUUCUGAAACGUGGAGAUGGCUCAGUCCCAGAAUAUGCGAUGAUACCUCCUAAUAUCGCUGCAUGUAUGAGAAAUGACAAGCUCGGGGAGUCUUGCUUCUACCUUAUGGGCCAUAAUCAAACUACGACCCCAGCAGUGACAGGAACAGUCCCGCCACAGGUUCACAAAAUGUACCGGAAAUGAGAGCCGCGCCAUCCGACCGACGGCAGCACCCAUCAUCGGAGUCCAGUUAUCCACCAGACCUUCACAAAUCAUCACCACAUGGGGACAAGCGGACUUACGUUAGAGACCUAAAAGGCAGCAGAGAGGCUAGCAGACAUCCCAACGAGCACCACACUUGGAACGGGACUUCUAAAACCACCGGCAGCGUGCCAGGCAGGAGAACCGAGCGGUCGCCCGAGAGGCGGCGCGACGGGCAGCCUGAGCGGCUGGUGGUGGUGAACGGGCAGAAGCGAAGACCUCCGGAGAAGAGGAGGGAAGGGACGAGGAGCGCCGACACCACGUUGGAGCGGAGGGAGAGGCCGGAGCGGAGGAGGGACCCGUCUCCCGAG
Struthio camelus australis is the source of this 4157-nucleotide messenger RNA. The record is from RefSeq and is a predicted model, not a curated record. NCBI's taxonomy places the organism in Eukaryota, Metazoa, Chordata, Aves, Struthioniformes, Struthionidae.